This is a messenger RNA of Scylla paramamosain (green mud crab), 3617 nucleotides long. RefSeq names its product hydroxymethylglutaryl-CoA lyase, mitochondrial-like. The transcript is spliced from 7 exons. Gene Ontology annotation, biological process: L-leucine catabolic process; ketone body biosynthetic process. Bases 190 to 1215 code for a protein of 341 amino acids. Gene Ontology annotation, molecular function: hydroxymethylglutaryl-CoA lyase activity. The record is from RefSeq and is a predicted model, not a curated record. Lineage: Eukaryota; Metazoa; Arthropoda; Malacostraca; Decapoda; Portunidae.
UUUGUGGCGGUGGUGUUGGUGGAGACUGUGCUGGGGAAUGAGGGAGAGUGGCUGGAGUGUUUUGGACGGCAUUUGUCAGUCUACACACACCUAAGUGACCAGUGUUUCCAUAUUCCCGGCAGUUUUUUCCUGCAUCAAACACCACCAAGCAGCACUAGAGAAACAGGACUACCUAAGGUGACAGUGCAGAUGGAUGAACGAGGUAUGUCAGAUGGAGUGAGUCUGGUACCUGCUUAUGUGAAGAGUGACGUGUGUGUAGGUGACCCUGCCCUCUCCCUAUCCGCCCAGAUCCGAGGGUCCCAGCAUACCCUGCCGCCCUACCCAAGGAAGGUAAAGAUCGUGGAGGUGGGACCCAGGGAUGGCUUGCAGAAUGAGAAGACUUUGGUGCCCACGGACGUGAAGAUAGAGCUGAUCAACAAGUUGGCGAGAGCUGGACAUCGGGCAGUGGAAGUGACCAGUUUUGUCUCACCAAAGUGGGUGCCUCAGAUGGCUGACCAUAUGGAGGUGAUGCAGGGAAUUCAGCGCCUCAGUGGGGUGUCGUACCCUGUGCUGACACCAAACCUGAAGGGAUUUGAGGCAGCGUUUCAGGCAGGAUGUGAGGAAGUGGCCAUCUUCGGGGCUGCCUCAGAGUCCUUCAGCCAGAAGAACAUUAACUGCAGCAUCAUGGAAUCUCUGGAACGCUUUGAGGCAGUGGUGGAGGCAGCCAAGGCAAGAGGUGUAAGGGUGAGGGGCUACGUCUCUUGUGUAUGUGGCUGCCCCUAUGAGGGACCUGUCGACCCCAGGACUGUGGCUCAGGUUGCCCACACUAUGUAUGAGAUGGGAUGCUACGAGAUCUCCCUUGGGGAUACCAUUGGAGUGGGCACCCCUGGCAGCAUCCGUCACAUGUUAGAGGAAGUGCUGAAAGUGUUGCCAGCAGAUGUGUUGGCAAUACACUGUCAUGACACCUAUGGCCAGGCGCUGCCCAAUAUUCUGACAGCACUUCAGAUGGGUGUGAGUGUGGUGGAUGCCUCCGUGGCUGGCUUAGGAGGAUGCCCCUAUGCCAAGGGGGCCUCAGGGAAUGUAGCAACAGAAGAUGUGGUCUACAUGCUCAACGGUCUUCAGAUAGAGACUGGAGUGGACCUCGACAAAUUGAUUGAGGCUGGUAACUAUAUCUGUAAGGUGCUCAACAGGCAGAACAUGAGCAAGGUAAGCUGUGCCAAGACCAAGGGAGGCUGAGUUAUGUCUUUAUGAAUAGGACCUACUUUUCAUCAUCAUCAUCAGCAUCAUCAUUUAUCAUAGCUUUCACCUUAUUGCAAUGUCCAAGACAUAGAGGAAUUAAUUUGGAUUUAGCUGUAUCUAAAAACAAAAGUGGGGAUCAGAUUUUAACUUGACAGGUACAAGACAUUUUCUGUUAUCAAUUGAGCAACAAAGGAGUGUACUAACUUGUUGUCUGCUGGAUAACUACCUAUAUUGUAUUGAUGGGAAAAGGUGCUGUAUGUGCUAAAAUAUUUGUGACAGCAGAAAAGGAUGUACUCGUAUAGUAUUAGUUGAAUUUUUAUUUUGUUUUUUGUUUUAUUGGUACAUGCUCAUGUCUUGUUGAAACUGCAGCUCAACCUCUAAUGUUGUAGUUGUAUAGACAUGUCAAGCUGCAUCUCAAGUCAUUUAGGUUUGUAUGAUUUCAACCCCAUUCUGCAUUAUUAAUCUUCAUCAUCAUAUCACAAAGUUAGUGGGUUGUUUUGUGUUUGUCUGUGAUACAUGAGAUAGUGGUAUAGAGUAGUAUGUAAUUUUACUCCUGAAAGAGGCUUCUUGGGUGUUAUUAGAGGAUAUUACCAAGGAAUUUGUCAGGAAAUGGGUCACAGAUGUGUUGCAUGUUGCCAAUGGUUGCAGAAGUCAUGCAAGUGGUCACACACAUCCACAUACACAAAAGAAGAUGCCUGAUGUUAGGUGUUUAUGUAUGUUCCAAAAUAUUUUUUAAAUUUAUACAUUUUAAAAGACUUCAGAUAAUGCACUAUCAUAUUCAUGGAUAUUUUGAUGAAUUUAAGCACCUUUAGAAUGCACUUACUUACUUAUGUUGCACUAAACAGAAAAAUAGUAUUUAAAAAAAUCUAUUAUUCUGUGAAUUAGUAACUAACAUUUAGUACUUUUCAACAUCAGUAUUUUAACUGUAUGGUUAUAUAUGUAGAUCUAAACAUUGUAAUCAUGUGGUUACAGAACAUUUAGAUUUGUUUUGUCAUGAGCUGAGGCUUAAAAGCUUGUGUCAUGCACUGUACAAACCAGACAAACUUAAGGAACCAUUUUUAUGUUUUCACCCACACCAUCACAUCACCAUGUUCUCCACCAGUCUUGUGAAGCAAGCUGUAUGGAGAACACACACAACCUCCCUCCACUCCCUUAGUGUUCCUUUGGAUGAAAUUGAACCUUAUAUACUUUUAUAGUGUUUAUUUAAUGACACAAGUAUGUAAUAUCCCACAUUCACCUCAUUUAGCAUUUUUCCUCAAUCUGAAGUCCUCAUGUGCUGAGAAUCUGUCUGCUCUCAGAUUUUGUAAGUAGAUUCUCAGCUUAUUGAAGGAUUUGAGAUUGAGUGAAAACAAAGCAUAGUAGAAGUGAGUGUGGUAAUAUUACUAACAAUCAUUAUUUUAUCCAGUUGAGGUGUAGAGGCACACAAAAAUGUAGUGAUUCAACUAAUUUAGUCCCUAGUGAUGUGUGAGGUGUUGUUGGUUUAAUCCACCACUCUGCUGUACCAGUAGAGUUGUAGUGUAGGAAAGAGCACUGAUGUUAUAAAGUAAUACUGUACUUUGGAUUCAAAUAGUACUGUAGUUUCUUGCCAAAUUUAGGACUGAAAUUAGUGGAGGAUAAGUGAGAUGUUUGGAAAUGCCUAAGAGAUGCAAUGCCUUGUCUCUGCUAUAUGGUCAGGUAUAUUUUGAACUAUAAAUGAACUGUGCAUUAUUAUAAGCCAGAGCAAAAUAAUGUGAAAUUUUAUAUAUAUAUAUAUAUAUAUAUAUAUAUAUAUAUAUAUAUAUAUAUAUAUAUAUAUAUAUAUAUAUAUAUAUAUAUAUAUAUAUAUAUAUAUAUAUAAUCAAAGGUGUUUUCAAUGAAGCCAUGAUGAAUUUUAACCCUAGGACUCCUAGUGACAAUGUGAAGCUUAUUAGGUAAUUGGAUUAACCUUAAAUAAAUAAUGAAAAAUAGUAAAUAUCUAAACAUCAAAAUGCCUAAACUAUCCAUUACUCCUUUUGCUAUCAGUGGUACCUUUCAGAGUCCUAUUUAACAAUAGCACCAGAACACUUUUUUAAGCUAAAGAACCCAUAUUAUCUAAAAGGUUAAAGUACAGCUUUGUGUGUGUCCUCUGUGGAGACAUGUAGGUAAGGUUAUGAGAGGGAAGAUCAGGAGGAGGGUAUGGUGAAGUACUGCCUAGCUCUCACUGUUACCAAAGGAUCACCCUGAACCAAGAGCCUGGUCAUUAGUGUGGAAUGCAGUGUUAAGCUGGCUGAAGCUUAUUGUUAUUGUAGACUGACGUUGAUCAGGAACUAAGUAAUGAUGUUCUUGGUCAUUGUUCACUAGAUGUGUGAUUUACAUAAGUGUGACUGUAUUUUGGAUCUGAACUGGUUAUAUUUUUACAUUAAAAUGUGAAUUAAGCUUCA